AGCGGUCAGCUGACCAACCCGAAAGUGAUCAAUCGGCAGCUCGGUUUGUAAACACGGUGCGCGAGACGUUCAGCAUGGUUCGCUGCUUCCUGAUCCACACCGUGUGCCCGGUCGCUUCUCUCGGCCCCGGGGAGAGCCGCGUGCUUUACUCCCGGGUCUUCGGUCCCGACGUGGGCCUCUGGUCCGACCGGAACCGGGAGCUGAGCCCCGAGGAGAGGCGAGUCCUGCAGAAGGAGACGAUCAUGGUGGUGGCGAGGCAGGUCCACGGCGCCGCCUCGCUGUCCCGGGAGGCCUCGGGUCGCCCGCCGGUGGAGGCGGCGCCCGGCGAUGAGGCGCUCGCCCUGCAGGAGGCCGACGGCGGCGCGGUGCGCCUGAGGGCCGGGGACCCCUUCCCCGAGGAGACCAGCGCCCUGUGGCUGGCCGUGCAGAGCCUGGGCUUCACGCUGGUCUGCGAGCCCCACGAGAACCUCCUGCUGGCCGAGGGGACCCUGCGGAACCUGACCCGGCACUGCCUGGAGUCGCUGCACAUGCUGGGCCAAGGCAGCGAGGUCCUGCUGAGGAGCAACCGCGUGGACGCUCUGCUCAGCCGCCUGCUUCCUCACGGGCAGCUCCUCUUCCUCAACCACCGCUUCGCCCACAGCCUGGAGAAGGAAGCGGCGGCCUACGCGGCCAAGUGAACCCGGGGAGGAGGGCGUGGGGUUGUCGAGGACAAUGACGCAGCGUGACCUUGGGGAAGCCGUGCUUCACUGGGAACCUCAGAAACACGCCUUUUGUUCCCGGUGAGGGGAGGGGGGGGGGAAACGGCCCCCCCCUGUGUGUUUUCCGUGGGUUGCAUGAAGGACGGUUCAGUCCGAACCCUCUUUGUGUCGCUCUGAGCUCUGAAGAGACGCCACCGCCGUUUGGGCGCCGCUGCUCCGCGGAAACGUCCCCUUUUCCUGCUGGAAAGCUAGAAAGAAUCUGUCUGGAUUCCAACAUCAAUUCCUUUGAUCUUCCAUAAAGAUAAAUAAAUAAAAAAUAGUUUUAAGCACCGCCAAAGGCGUUUUCUUUGAAACUUGCGUACUCUGCAAUCAAGGACAGACGGUGCGUUUUUCCAAAAAGACGGACCCCCCGGGAACACUCAUUAAAAAUGACAGAACACACAAGGGAAGGAUUUAGUGUGUGUGUGUGUGUGUGUGUGUGUGUGUCACAUGGGGAAUAAAACGUGGUAAAUGGAGCCGGGGAUGUUGGCGAGUAGCUCGAUUUAACGUAGAAUCGGUCAAAAAUGAGGUCAAUCGUCACUUGAAGAUGCUUCCGGUGUCAUUCUUGUGAAAUGGUGUAAUUCUGCGGUCGUAGGUGACGACCUUCCUGCCGGCACCACUUAGCUUAAGUAUCCCGACUCCAGGGGCCACACGUUUGGGGGUUAAGUGGGGAAUCGUUUGCACCGUUUAGCCCACUCGGGUCCACAGUGUCUCCGUCCUCACCUCCGCCUUAUCGCCGUAGUAACUAUCAGGUCACUCACUUGGGGAUGCAGUGUUCAGUGCCAUUUUCAAAAUACACUUAUUUCAUAUGUUCGUAAGUCGAUUCCUUCCAAAGAGGAUUAUUAUUUGCGAGCAGCGUUUGGCAAACGCAUUUUAUCAAAAUAGAGUUUUUGUCAUUGGGACGUGAGAUGUUUGACCUUCACUUUGCGGAAUGAAGCGGAGCAAAUGACACGAGAAGCUUGUCUCUACAUCCGUCGGCUGAAGGUGGAAAAGCUUCUCACCUUAAAUCUGAAUUCAAUCGUAGACCCAUUAAAUUAUUUUAUGACAUCACAAAUUUUUGGGGGCCAGUCAUUGGCGCGC
This is a messenger RNA of Pungitius pungitius (ninespine stickleback), 1817 nucleotides long. It is a transcript of the gene ap5s1, whose product is annotated as adaptor related protein complex 5 subunit sigma 1. Lineage: Eukaryota; Metazoa; Chordata; Actinopteri; Perciformes; Gasterosteidae. The transcript has 3 exons. The record is from RefSeq and is a predicted model, not a curated record. Gene Ontology annotation, cellular component: cytosol; late endosome; AP-type membrane coat adaptor complex. Gene Ontology annotation, biological process: double-strand break repair via homologous recombination; endosomal transport. Bases 75 to 677 code for a protein of 200 amino acids.